Talaromyces stipitatus ATCC 10500 is the source of this 1846-nucleotide messenger RNA. RefSeq lists its product as uncharacterized. The transcript has 3 exons. NCBI's taxonomy places the organism in Eukaryota, Fungi, Ascomycota, Eurotiomycetes, Eurotiales, Trichocomaceae. Bases 128 to 1675 code for a protein of 515 amino acids. The record is from RefSeq and is a predicted model, not a curated record.
UUUUGGAACAUAACUUGCAUGUGACGGCGACAACGUACAAAUGAACUCAGAAUGCGAUACGUCGAUCAUGUAGCCUGCUACUCUGACAUUGAUUUGAUUGCCCACUCGUGGUAAUCACUGAGUGACCAUGGCUCGUGAAUUUCCUGCAGACGUGGUGAAGACCACCGACAAGUUCUCGGCAGAGUUGAGACAGUCCGACUGUAUCAACGUUGACGAUAUUGCGCGACUUUGGAAAGCCUACGCCACACAGAGUGCUGUUGUGCGAGAUGUCGUGGUGUCUCGAUUGGAGAAUCUCUUCUGGAGGAUAUGGGGAAACGUUGAUGUCCAGCAGAACCUGUCUGGCGGCGUGUUGGCUACUUUGUUUAUGACCAUUCAUGAAGAUUCUUCUCUUCGCAUAACCGACUACCCUCCUCCUUUAAAAGCUUCUACCAUCACAUCUUCCAACGGUAUUACCGGAUCUCAGCAAGGACGCAACGAUUCACCUCCAAAGAACGAAAGCAAAACUCCACUUCCACCUAUCCUCAAGAAAUCUACCGAAGGAACAAAGAGUGUACCUCCAAGCGAGCCGUCGUCUCAUAAGACGACAAGGAUACUUAUUCCUGAGAAACCCAGCGAGAAGCCAACCCAAAAGGCGACGAAAGGUGCCGAGACUGGAAAGGGAAACAAGUCAACAGCAGCCAGUUCGACAUCUGCAGCCCAAAAGCCAAUCCGCAAGAGACCAACUUUCGUGGCAAACAGAGCAGCAUCCUCGAGAAAGAGAGGCGUGCUUAUCCGGCGGAAAUCAUCGCAAACGUCUCCCGUUACUUCUCCAACCGUUGAAGAAACGGAAGAUAUUUUGCAAGAGCAGAUACAAGCGCAAGAAGAGGAGAAAGCAGAAGAGCAAGCGAAGGAGCAAUCGAAAGAAGCCUCUGCUCCUUCUAGCCCUGCCAAAGAGACAGAAAUCUCGUGGCGUUCGAUGCCGUAUUUGAAAAAGUUUGACGAAGACAGCAGGAAUGCACCAACAGAACGGGAACCGGGCACGGCAAGCACAAGUCCUCCUCCAACAAGCUUUUCAGUCAGUAGCGUUCAUCACCACCGCAGCCCAGAAGAACAUUUUCGAGCUGCCAACCAGGAAAAAGCGCAGAAUAGUGUCGUUUCCGACAAAUCACUUGUUGAGCAGGACUUUCGAACGAAUUUUGUUCAAAGACAGCGGCAGGGAUCCGCAUUUACCACUAAAAACAACAGCGCGGCGUCUUCUCUUACGACGCGACUCAGCUCAACGAACUUUCGGGAAAUGCUUAAUGCCGCACAAGCCGCUGCUGCGUUGCAAAAGAGUGACAGUCGUGGUGCAACCCGAAGCCUGUCACCAGGGCCACAAUAUGUCCUCCUUCCAAAACACGACGGUCCCAUCAGUUCUUCGACGAUGAUGACCUCCCCGACGCGAAAAUCGGAUGUUAGAGACCGAAGUCGACGACCUAUCAUUAUCAAUACAUCAUCGUCCAAGGCACAGGAACAACGCUCUGAUGAUAAAGAGCCUGUUUCUAAUUACCCAUCGGCAGUAGCAGUGUCGGAAUCUGUGAUAUCGACGUCACAACAAACAACAACCGGUGUUUUUUCAGUACCGAAAGAGGCUCAGGAACUUCUGGGAGAACAAUUGACUAAUCUGAUUAAGGGGAAGGGGGGUAAAAGAUGGUAAGACGAAACGGAGUUAACAGAUAUGCUUUUAGAAGUUUACUUCUCCAUGUGCAGUACUGGCAGUGUUAGGGGCAGCUUUAGAUGGCAAGUGGGCGUUUGACAUUUCGUGCAUAGACCUAAGAUAGCAUGCUUACUACACUUGCAGUAGAUGAAUAAAGUCAUGAAUUGAGUC